This is a messenger RNA of Vicia villosa (hairy vetch), 1464 nucleotides long. RefSeq lists its product as uncharacterized. The record is from RefSeq and is a predicted model, not a curated record. The transcript has 2 exons. Bases 1 to 1464 code for a protein of 487 amino acids. NCBI's taxonomy places the organism in Eukaryota, Viridiplantae, Streptophyta, Magnoliopsida, Fabales, Fabaceae.
AUGCCAAGUACUCGCUCUCGAAGUGAAGACUUAGCGCUGCCAAUUCCCGAACCGGAGCGUUUUAUCACUGUAUCACGUCGAUUGCGACGUACUCGCACUCUUGUUCCUACUCUUACUUCUGAACCAGUUGAAGAAUCAACCAUGGGAGAACAGUCGCGUCCUCUCAAAUCUUACGCUAUUCCUUCGCAAGCUGAACCUCACAAUAGCAUUGCUUCUCCUGCUAUUGAGGCGAAUAAUUUCGAGCUAAAGCCAUCGCUGUUGUCAGCUGUACAACAAAACCAAUUUUCUGGAAAUGCGACGGAAGAUCCUAAUCUUCAUCUGUCAGUGUUCCUGCAAUACGCAGACACUUUAAAGGCGAAUAAUGUCAGUUCGGAAGCUAUCCGACUGCGCCUUUUUCCUUUUUCACUGAGGGAUAGAGCUAGAGCCUGGCUCCAGUCUUUGCCCGCCAAUUCUGUCACGACCUGGAAUGAACUUAAGAAAGUCUUCCUGGCGCGUUAUUUUCCACCUAGUAAGACCGCCAUGCUAAGAGCCCAGAUCAAUGGGUUUAGACAAAAAGACAACGAGUCUUUAUUCGAAGCGUGGGAGAGAUACAAAGACAUGCUUAGACUUUGUCCACAUCAUGGUUUAGAACAAUGGUUAAUCAUCCAUACCUUCUACUAUGGUCUCCUCUACAAUACGAGACUUACGAUUGACGCCGCCGCAGGUGGCGCACUGAUGGAUAAAGAAUAUGCUGAUGCCUACACACUUAUCGAAAGUAUGGCUCAAAACCAUUAUCAAUGGGGAAGCGAGAGAGCUCAAUCAGAGAAAAAUUCUGGAGAGAAAUCUUCAACGAAGAGUGGGACUUACGAGAUAAGUAGCCUCGACCGCGUUAACGCCAAAGUCGAUGCCCUAACUCAGAAGAUUGAAAACUUCACUAUAGCACCUGUAGCCGCCGUGGUUGCUGUUUCCCCAAAUUGCGAAAUAUGCGGGAUGUCUGGACAUGCUGCCCCCGAAUGCCAACUUUUGGCAGGAGUUUCUCCCGAACCAGUAAACUAUGCUCAAGGAAACCCCUACUCAAACACGUAUAACCUAGGAUGGAAGAAUCACCCUAAUUUCUCGUACAAGAACAAUAAUGCUUUGUACGCACCUGGUCAAGCACCCAGUUUAGCGACUAAAGUAGACGUGUUGGCCACUCACAACAAGAUGCUCGAGACACAAAUCUCUCAAGUGGCACAGCAACAAGCACCUACUGCCGCACCUGCUGGGACAUUUCCAGGACAGCCACAACCAAACCCAAAAGGACAUGCUCAUGCUAUUAUUCUGCGAAGUGGUAGAGAGAUGGAUGAACCGACUGACCCUAGGCUUAAAAACCCUGCUAUGUUCCAAAGCCCUAGGAAGACAACUGAGGAGGAAAGUAGACCCAAGGAUAAACCGAGUGAUCCAAAAGAGAGAGAGGACAAAGAAGGCGAGACGGAGGAGAAAUAA